CGGAAUAUCAACGGGCGCAAUAUGACAGAAUGGAACAAAAAUCACAUGAAGAGAUAAUAGUUUGAAUUUUACGGCGGCAGAACGAGUUAACUUGAAGUUACCAACAUUUGUUUAUAAACAAAAAAAGCAUUCUCUAAUGAAGUACUACAGUUUCAACUUAUAAUCUUGUCAUGGCCAAAAUUGGAAGCCAAGCUCCCAGAAGAGCAGGCAUGAAACAACCUCGAAUUGCUCCUAAUGGUAAUAGGCUUCCUGAUCCUCUGCCAAAUGGAGUUAUAUUAACAGAUGUAAUAAAAAGGCAGUGGAAGCUUGGGAAAUCAAUAGGUCUUGGUGGAUUCGGCGAAAUUUAUCUUGCAUCUGAUGAUAUUAAAAAAAGGCCAGGUUUAGAUGCAAAAUAUGUCAUCAAAGUUGAACCUCAUACUAAUGGACCACUUUUUUCUGAAAUGCACUUUUACCAUCGUGUUGGGAAAAGUGAACAAAUUGAAGAAUGGAUGCGUAAAAAAAAGUUAUCGUUUCUUGGUAUGCCUAAAUUUAUUGGAUCUGGUUCACAUGAACACAGAGGUAUAAAAUACCGCUUUAUGGUUAUGGAAAGAUUUGGUGAAGAUUUGCAGAAAUUAUUAGACAGAAAUAAUAAAGUUUUUCCUCUAAAAACUGUAUAUACACUUGGUAAAAUGGUAUUGGAUAUUUUAGAAUACAUUCAUAGUCAUGGUUAUAUUCAUGCUGAUGUCAAGGCAUCAAAUUUACUUCUUGGUUAUGGACCUGGUAAAGAAAAUGAGGUUUAUCUUAUAGAUUUUGGUCUGGCUUGCCGUUACAUAACCAAUGGUCAACACAAAGAAUUAAAGGAAGAUCGCCGAAAGGCCCAUGAUGGAACCAUUGAAUUUACUAGUCGAGAUGCCCAUAUAGGAGCUCAUUCCCGACGAGGUGAUUUAGAAAUUUUGGGCUAUAAUAUGCUACAAUGGCUUUGUGGACGCCUCCCUUGGGAAGAUAAUUUAAAGGAUCCUGAAAGUGUUAGCCGGCAAAAGAGCAUGUAUAUGUCAAAUAUUUCUUCUCUGAUUAAAAGUUGUUAUCCAAAACGAGCUCCACCACGAGGUAUUGCAGAAUAUUUUACAUAUGUUGCUGGUUUAACUUUUGAGGAAGAACCUGAUUACAAGUAUUGCAGAAAUAUUCUGUCAGCAGCAAUAAAGGCAUCAGGUUUUAUAGAUGAUGGCCUGCUUGUAUUUACAUCAGAUAAUAUUAUACCAAUAGCACGUAAGGGUGUUAAAAGACCAGCAGAAGGAGGAAGUUUAAGUUUUUCUCCUCAAGCAAAAUCUAAAAAAAUCCAUGAAAUACCCUCUGAAAACAAUGGUUCAUCUCCAUUGCCACAAAGAAAGUUACGUCGUGUUGCAUCAGCAACUCAAAGUAUGCAAUCAUCCAGUUUAGAACAUUCUAAUAAUUCAAAUUCUUUUAGUGUGCUUGAAAAUCCAACACCUGCAAUGCUUUUAGUAAUGCAGCGAAAUUUAGAAAGACAGAUGCAGUUAUCCCAUUUAAAUGGACACAUAGAUAAAAAUGGCUUAAAGGGAAACUUUUUUGAUAAUAUUAAAUCUGUUGCAGAAGCAUUAUCAUCUGUACAAAAAAAGAAAAAUCGAAACGGAAGGCUGCAGAAUGGUUUCAAGUUUUGAAUUUCGGAGGAACAGAAAGAGCUUGUGCUAUGUAAAAAAUCAUUCAUCAUUUUAAACAAAGAUCUCAUAUGCAUUUAAGUGAGUUAUAUUAUAGGUACUCUUUUAUUCUGGCUUAUUUCUGGGCUUUGGUCAUCUCAUCUGAAGGCAUGAUUGAAUUUAUACUAUAAGGGUCUGCAAAUUUAUGUAUAGUGAAAAUGGAACAUUAUAUCUUUCAAAAGUAUAUACUUAUUUUUU
This is a messenger RNA of Argiope bruennichi, 1889 nucleotides long. RefSeq names its product serine/threonine-protein kinase VRK1-like. The record is from RefSeq and is a predicted model, not a curated record. NCBI's taxonomy places the organism in Eukaryota, Metazoa, Arthropoda, Arachnida, Araneae, Araneidae. Gene Ontology annotation, cellular component: cytoplasm; nucleus. The transcript has 13 exons. Bases 171 to 1655 code for a protein of 494 amino acids. Gene Ontology annotation, biological process: peptidyl-serine phosphorylation; signal transduction. Gene Ontology annotation, molecular function: ATP binding; protein serine/threonine kinase activity.